AUGGCUCGUGUCAAGGCUUACGAGCUUCGCGCAAAGAGCAAGACUGAGCUUAUGAAACAGCUCGAUGAGCUUAAACAAGAGCUGGCCAGCUUGAAAGUUCAAAAAAUCGCGGGUGGUGCUCCUGCAAAAUUGACAAAACUUUGCGAGGUCCGCAAGUCAAUCGCGCGAGUCAAUACCGUCAUAUCACAGACCCAACGCGAACAACUCCGCCUCUUCUACAAAGGCAAGAAAUAUCUUCCUCUCGAUCUUAGACCAAAGAAAACUCGUGCCAUUCGCCGUAAACUAACAAAAUUUGAGGCUUCGCAAAAGACCAGACG
Messenger RNA from Acaulospora colombiana, 317 nucleotides. NCBI's taxonomy places the organism in Eukaryota, Fungi, Glomeromycota, Glomeromycetes, Diversisporales, Acaulosporaceae. The record is from the annotation of a GenBank genome assembly.